Messenger RNA from Mesorhabditis spiculigera, 1521 nucleotides. Lineage: Eukaryota; Metazoa; Nematoda; Chromadorea; Rhabditida; Rhabditidae. The record is from the annotation of a GenBank genome assembly.
AUGAAGCGGCUCAUCCCCUUUUGCUACCUACUAGCCAUCGGAUCAUCUUUGCCGAUACAAGAGACCUGCCAAUACAGUAGCCCAAAUGUGACGAUAACCUGGGAAUUCAAUGCCGCCUCUUCCAGCAUAUAUUUCAGUCUGAAUGCCCAGAGGGCGCAGGAUGACUAUUGGACGGGCAUUUUCUUCCAAAAGUCCGAAGCUGUGAUCGCGUACGUCCAGGGCGGAGAGCCGCGACAAUCCUCUGCACAUCUCGAAGGGGAUGAAGUUAUCCUGGAUGCCGAGCAGCGAGUGGAUUUUGUAUCUGGCACCUCGCCAAGUCUCCAAUCCACCUCUAUCAUUUCUGAAUUCACCAAACGACUUGAUGACUUUGAAGAAGGGGCUUUUGAUGCUGAUGGGUGCUUGACGAUCUCGUUCCCGGGUACGGUACUCCCGAUCUCAUCCACUGGAAACUUGAUUGUUCCGGAAACGCUCUCCCAAUACCGUAUCUGCAACAUCGAGUCAUCCUGCCAGAGUGCCACUGCCUCAAAGGCAUCUGGGGAAAAGGAGCAGAUUUUAGAUAUCGUAAAACGCGACAACUCGGCCAAGGGCCCAGUAUGCAAUUGGAUGGACGGCUCGAACACCGUCCACUGGGAAGCCGUCCCCAACGGCAUCAAGUUCAACAUCCAGGCCGACGUCAAGAAGGGCAAGUACUGGACGGCGAUUGCUGUCGGGGAGAGCAUGGGGAAUUUGAAAAUGGCUGUUGCUUUUACGGAUGGGAACAAGGUGAAGCAGGUCGGAGGUUGGCAACCCCCAGCCAAAGCCAAAGAUCUCAAAGUGACCCUCAACAAGAAGGGUGUGAAGGCGAUCGACAGCAAGCUGAGCUACGAGUUCAUCAUGCCGGCCGACGUCUUCAAGGCGGUGGAUUCUGACGGUUGCCUCACCCUUCAAUUCGGCAUCAACGCCGGGCAGUACGCCGGAAAUUUCCAGAUUCACAAACAUGAGGCCACGCCAACACCGAUGCAGGCAGAAACCGUCGAAGAAGGUUCGGGCGCCGUGGAAGAGGGCUCCGGCGAGCCUAACCAUGAUCCGGUGGUGGCCAGCUCGGCGGCUAAUCCAAAUGUUGCUUCAUCGGUUUCCGCUUCGGCGGCACCGGAAGCACUACUCACCAGUCCGGCUGAGGUGAAAGCGACCACCGAGAAGCCGGCCGAAGUUGUCGUCACGACUGAGCAAAAUUCCGGAGCCGUCUCCCCAUCAUCAUCUGGUGGUGAACUAGGGCCGUUGGACGAGUCGAAGACGUCGGGAUCCGGAUCGAGCACGAGGAUCACCGUCCAUCCAUGCAAACAAGGCCAUACUGAUCUGAGGGUUUGCCAUGGAUACUUUGCUGACUACCUGGGAAAGGUAGAGCAAUGGGCGCAACGGCAUGGCGAGACUGUUGGGGCACAGUUGUGGAAGGCGUGUUCCCUCCUUGCGGGUGUGCAGCAUGUGCCGACAAUGUGCUGCACCGAGUUCCACUCCACUUGCCGCGAGUUCAUCCAGGAUGAA